Sander lucioperca (pikeperch) is the source of this 1854-nucleotide messenger RNA. Its product is annotated as extracellular serine/threonine protein kinase FAM20C-like. The record is from RefSeq and is a predicted model, not a curated record. Gene Ontology annotation, biological process: protein phosphorylation. The transcript has 11 exons. Gene Ontology annotation, molecular function: phosphotransferase activity, alcohol group as acceptor. Lineage: Eukaryota; Metazoa; Chordata; Actinopteri; Perciformes; Percidae. Bases 136 to 1824 code for a protein of 562 amino acids. Gene Ontology annotation, cellular component: Golgi apparatus.
AUGAUAACACACAAACAAUCUUCCCUGGAAAAAACAGGACAAAAAGGGGGUAGAAAUGUCACAUACUCUGAAUAUCUACCUCAUUAACAGAGGAAGAGGAGAAGAAUACAGAGAGGUCUUCAAGGGAAAGAGAUCAUGAUACGACAGAACCUGGGUCGAUCCACUCGCUCCAUCUAUCUGGUUCUGGCGUGUCUGUCUCUCGCUCUCCACCUCCUUCUGGCAUUUUUUUGUCUCUCUGUCCUCCAGACAGUCUGUGUCCCUCCCACCUCCUCCUCUUCUUCCAUUCCACAAACAGAUACUCAGCAGCGUCAGUCCACCUCACACUCCUCCUCUUCAGCUGUCUCCUCUUCACAUAAACUGCCAUUGAUCUCCCACAAUGAGGAGCAUCACAAACUGAAUGCCAACACCUUACACCGUAAAGAGAAAGACUCAAUCAGUGAUGCCACUGAGAGGGAAAAGAAACUGAUUGGAGCUAGAAAAGGGAUUCAAAAGGUCAAGGGCCAUUCUAAGCUGGAGGCGUUGUUCAAGCAUCCGCUGUACAAUCUGCCACGUCCAGAGCUGCAGGACGAUGAUUGGCUGCUGAGGGUGAAGACAAAUGAACAUAAAAGUGAUAGAGGAAGUGAGGAAGAGGAAAUGAAAGAAGCCAACGAUAAUGACAGUCAGUGGCAGAGUUCCAGUGAAGAGGAAGGCUACGACAAAGUCACUUGGACGAGCGACGUGGAGACCCACCCUCCCUGGCUACGGUUCCACCUGGGCAUCUCUCGCUGGGAGCUGUACAACAGGAAGGAUCCCAAUCUGGCCCAGCUGACUCACUAUUUGGCAACGCAACGUGUCCUCGGUGCUGUUCAGAAGACAGGAGGCACCCAGCUCAAACUGCUCAUAUCGUUCCCAAACUACGGAAAAGCUCUGCUGAAACCCAUGAAACAAUCCAGAGACGCCGAGACGGAUGCAAACCUCUUCUACUUCUCAGACUUUGAAAGACACAAUGCAGAGAUUGCUGCCUUUCACCUUGACAGAUUGUUGGGCUUUAACAGGAUCCCUCCAGUGGUCGGUCGACUCAUCAAUGUCACCUCGGAGAUCAGAGAGAUUACCACUGACCACAGGCUGUCUAGGACCUUCUUCACUUCCCCUGUGGGGAACGUGUGCUUCUAUGGCCAGUGUGAGUACUACUGUUCGACAGAGCACCCAGUGUGCGGUCAGCCACAUGCGCUGGAGGUUUCCCUGGCUACCAUGCUGCCUGACCUCGCCAUAGCUCCCCGCAGAUCCUGGAGGUCACCAUGGAGACGCUCCUACAGCCGCUCCAAGCUAGCACAGUGGGAGAAGGACCCGGCCUACUGUGACACGGUGAAACAGACGCCUCCUUACAACCACGGCAACAGACUGCUGGAUGUCAUAGACAUGGCUGUACUGGACUUCCUCAUGAGCAACAUGGACAGACAUCACUAUGAGACGUUUGAGAAAUUUGGCAAUGAGACUUUUCUGCUGCAUCUGGAUAACGGAAGGGCGUUUGGGCGUCACUCUCGGGAUGAGCCGUCUAUUCUCACUCCAUUGAAACAGUGUUGCAGGAUAUAUCGCUCCACCCUCCUGCGCUUGCGUCUCCUGUCCCUCCCUGACUUCCGUCUGAGUGAUGUCAUGCGGGAGUCGUUGGUCCAGGAUCUUCUGGCGGGCGUGGCCCCCCUCCUCUCUGAACCGCACAUCUCUGCUUUGGAUCGACGCCUUGAAACCGUCCUGCAGGUGGUGCAGGACUGUCAGGAACACCACACAGAUGUUAUUUACGACGACUUGGAAGGUUACGAUCAAGACUAUGAUCAACAGCCAAUUUAAAAGAAAUUAAAAAUUACAUAUUUCUGUCAU